AUGUCUAAUCCAGCGACUGAAAGGUCCGGCGAGGACUCCGAAUAUCUGCAUGAGAAGCAAACAACCACUUCACCCGAUCAAACCAAUAACGACCUGUUCACCAAAGAAGAAAAGCCCGCGAAACCUGACUCAAAGCAUGUGAUUAUUGAAAAUGCACUGGAUGCAGAUGACCCAUUCAAGCAUAUUCCCGAGGCUGAGGCCGAAAUUUUAAGGCGACAAAUCGCUGUCCCGCCUGUUCAAGUGAGCAUCAGGACCUUGUACCGCUAUGCGACCAACUUCGACUUGAUGAUUAUUGCAAUCUCCAUCAUUUGCGCCAUCAUUUCCGGUGCUUCUCAACCAUUGAUGACCGUCAUCUUUGGUAACCUUUCGGGUCAAAUCUCCUCAUUCUCUGCUGGUGGCAGUGCUUUGGAGGAGUUCCGCCAUACCCUUUCUCACAAUGUGCUUUAUUUUGUUUACUUGGCCAUCGCCAAAUUCGCCACUACUUACAUCUCAACUGUUGGAUUCAUCUACACAGGAGAGGCGAUCAGUGCACGGAUCAGAGAGGAAUAUCUCGCUGCCUGCUUGCGCCAGAACAUCGGUUUCUACGACAAACUCGGCGCCGGUGAGAUCACUACUCGGAUCACAGCGGAUACCAACCUUAUUCAGGAUGGUAUCUCUGAAAAGGUCAGCCAGAGUAUCGCUGCAAUUGCCACAUUCAUCAGUGCCUUUAUUAUCGCUUUCGUCAAAUACUGGAAACUCGCCCUGAUUCUCUGCUCCAUCAUCGUUGCGAUUGUGGUCGUUUUGGGUGGCUGUGGUAAGUAUAUGGUCAAAUACAAUAAGCAAUCACUGGCCGCAUAUGCCCUGGGAGGAACUGUGGCAGAGGAAGUUCUUUCGUCAAUUCGAAAUGCCGUGGCCUUUGGCACUCAAGAAAAGUUGGCCUUGCAGUACGAUGUACACUUGGCUGAAGCUCAGAAAUGGGGUUUCAGACAGAAGGCGGUUUUGGGUGGCAUGAUGGGAUUCGCCAUGUUUGUCGUCUAUCUUAGCUAUGGUUUGGCUUUCUGGCAAGGCUCUCACUUCCUCAUUGAUGGAGAAGUCAGCAUUGGUCCAAUUCUCACCAUUAUUCUGGCCAUGUUGAUUGCCUCUUUCAGUCUUUCCAAUGUGGCUCCUAAUGUUCAAGCUUUCACCACUGGACUUGCUGCCGCAGUUAAAGUCUUUGACACCAUCGAUCGCGUGUCGCCCCUUGAUCCCGAAUCGGAAGAAGGUGAACGUUUGGAGCAUGUUGAGGGAAGCAUCGAGCUUCGUAAUGUCAAGCACAUUUACCCUUCACGUCCUGAAGUCACUGUUAUGAAGGACGUCAGCUUGUCCAUUCCGGCCGGCAAAAAGACUGCUCUGGUCGGCUCCUCUGGAUCAGGAAAGUCAACAAUCAUUGGUCUUAUCGAACGUUUCUACGACCCAGUCGCCGGUGGCAUCUUCCUCGAUGGCCAUGAAAUUUCUACUCUUAACUUGCACUGGCUCCGUCAACAAAUUUCCUUGGUCAGCCAGGAGCCAACUUUGUUCGGAACCACUAUCUACGAGAACAUCGCGCACGGUCUCAUCGGUACACAAUUUGAAAACGAAAGCCCCGAAAAGCGCCGUGAACGAAUUUAUGAAGCGGCGAAAAUGGCGAACGCCCAUGACUUUGUUAGCGGACUACCGGAAGGAUACGAGACUAAUGUCGGCGAGAAGGGCUUCCUUCUUUCUGGUGGACAGAAGCAGCGUAUUGCCAUUGCUCGCGCAAUGGUCAGCGAUCCUAAAAUUCUUUUGCUUGAUGAAGCUACCUCCGCACUCGACACCAAAUCCGAAGGCGUUGUCCAGGCAGCCCUUGAAGUUGCCGCCGAGGGACGGACCACCAUCAUUAUCGCCCACAGACUGUCUACCAUUAGGGAUGCAGAUAAUAUCGUUGUCAUGUCCGAAGGUCGCAUCGUCGAACAGGGUACCCACCACGAUCUCAUUAACCAGAAGGGUGUUUACUGCAACCUUGUCGAGGCACAGAGAAUUGGAGGCACCAAGGAGGAUGCGUUACCCGAAGCCGAUUCACUUGACGGAGAUGCACUGACGGAGGAGCUUGACGAUGGGGAAAUUCCCGUGGAUAAAGUAAUCUCCCGCAAGCUUUCGCUCAACCGCACCGCUACGCAAAAAUCCCAGUCUAGUCAAGUUCUCCGGAACCGCCAACCUGAGCUUACAGAGAGAUACUCUAUGUGGACUUUGAUUAAGUUCAUUGCCUCUUACAACAAGACUGAAUGGAAACUUCUCAUAGUUGGACUUUUCUUCGCAGCUAUCUGCGGUUGUGGUAACCCAACUUCGGCUGUCUUCUUUGCGAAAGAGAUCAUUACCCUAUCAGGUUUUGGAGUUUCGGCUACGGGUCCCGAAGUCCAGAAAAACAGCAACUUCUGGAGCUGGAUGUACUUUAUGCUCGCGUUCGUGCAGUUCAUCGCGUUCGUUUCCCAGGGUGUGAUCUUUGCUUGGUGCUCUGAGAAACUCGUUCACCGAGUCAGAGAUGCUGCCUUCCGCAGCAUGCUUCGCCAGGACAUUUGCUUCUUCGAUAAAGACGAGAACUCCGCUGGUGCCCUCACCUCAUUCCUCAGCACAGGCACAACCAGCGUUGCUGGCCUCAGUGGUGCUACUCUGGGUUCCAUUCUUACUUGCUUGACUACUUUGGUUGCCGCCAUCUCUCUUUCCUGCGCUAUUGGUUGGAAGCUAGGACUUGUCACCACUUCCACAAUCCCAAUUUUAAUUGGAUGUGGAUUCUUCCGAUUCUGGAUUUUGGCUCGAUUCCAGGCUCGCGCUAAGAAGGCCUACGAGUCUUCAGCCAGCUAUGCGUGCGAGGCUACCUCUGCCAUCCGAACCGUCGCUUCACUGACUAGGGAGGAAGACGUUCUUUUGCACUACCGCGCCGCAUUAGCCGAUCAAGGCCAAAAGAGUCUUCGCUCCGUUCUACGCUCUUCGACCUUGUUUGCUGCGUCUGAAUCUCUCACUUUCCUCUGCAUGGCACUAGGUUUCUGGUACGGCGGUACACUCAUCACAGAUGGAGAAUACACCAUUCAACAAUUCUUUAUCUGUUUCCCUGCCAUCAUCUUCGGCGCCCAAUCCGCUGGAAGUAUGUUUGCCUUCGCUCCGGACAUGGGCAAAGCCCAAGAGUCUGCUCGCGACCUGAAAAUUCUUCUCGAUUUCAAGCCUUCAAUUGAUACUUGGUCGACUGAAGGUGAAAAGGUGGAGGAUAUCGAAGGACGCAUCGAAUUCCGUGACGUCCACUUCCGCUACCCGACUCGCCCCGAGCAACCUGUUCUCCGCGGCCUCAACCUCACCGUUGAGCCUGGCCAAUACGUCGCAUUGGUUGGUGCUUCCGGAUGUGGAAAAUCCACCACCAUCGCCCUCCUUGAGCGUUUCUACGAUCCACUUGUCGGAGGUGUCUAUGCCGAUGGCAAGGAGAUCUCUUCAUUGAACUUGCCCGAAUACCGAUCAUUCGUCGCCCUUGUCUCCCAAGAACCCACUUUGUACCAAGGUACCAUCCGGGAGAACAUUCUCCUGGGUACAACCCGCAAUGAUGUUCCAGAUGAGAGGAUCGAAAUUGCAUGCCGUGAAGCGAAUAUCUACGACUUCAUCAUGUCGCUGCCUGAGGGCUUCUCUACCGUCGUCGGUAACAAGGGAGCCAUGUUGUCAGGAGGUCAGAAGCAACGUAUUGCCAUUGCUCGUGCUCUUCUCCGGGACCCGAGAAUUCUCCUCUUGGAUGAGGCAACGAGUGCGUUGGAUUCUGAGUCUGAGCGUGUGGUGCAGGCUGCGUUGGAUAAGGCUGCUAAGGGCCGGACAACCAUUGCUGUUGCGCACCGUUUGUCAACUAUUCAGCGUGCCGAUGUCAUUUAUGUCUUUGACCAGGGUCAAGUUGUUGAAUCUGGCACUCACGGAGAUUUGAUGAAGCUGGGCGGCAAAUACUCCGAAUUGGUGAAUUUGCAGAGUUUAGGGGACGCAUCAUAG
Penicillium verhagenii is the source of this 3990-nucleotide messenger RNA. Its product is annotated as ABC transporter ATP-binding protein. Gene Ontology annotation, cellular component: membrane. The record is from RefSeq and is a predicted model, not a curated record. Gene Ontology annotation, biological process: transmembrane transport. The transcript has a single exon. Gene Ontology annotation, molecular function: ABC-type transporter activity; ATP binding; ATP hydrolysis activity. The coding region runs from base 1 to 3990 and encodes 1329 amino acids. Lineage: Eukaryota; Fungi; Ascomycota; Eurotiomycetes; Eurotiales; Aspergillaceae.